Austrofundulus limnaeus is the source of this 3157-nucleotide messenger RNA. RefSeq names its product RNA binding motif, single stranded interacting protein 1a (gene rbms1a). NCBI's taxonomy places the organism in Eukaryota, Metazoa, Chordata, Actinopteri, Cyprinodontiformes, Rivulidae. The transcript has 14 exons. The record is from RefSeq and is a predicted model, not a curated record. Gene Ontology annotation, molecular function: RNA binding. Bases 459 to 1580 code for a protein of 373 amino acids. Gene Ontology annotation, cellular component: ribonucleoprotein complex.
UGUGGAAUGCUCGGUAUGUGCGGACGGACGACAUGAAGCUCAGCCUCGUUUCAAACCUUUAAAUAAAGACAGAACAGAACCCGUCCUCAUCAUUAACAGACCCACGCGGCUAAAAUCACCUCUUUUUGCAAAGAUCCCGAACCGAGGCGGGUCCAGCUCGUGUUCUGACUCAGUUGUUUAGAUGURGAUCCACCCUGCAGAGGCGGACAUGGUUCGGUCUGUAGUAGGUGGGACUCCCGAACCGAGCGGUCUGCAGCAGGACGUCGUAGAUCAAUGAACCGGACCGGAGGCUCGGUCCAUCUCCCGCUGUGGUUCUGAUGUGUCAGAACACCUAGAACCGAGGAUCUGCUUUCCUGUGGUUAUUUGUUCUGGUACCCAGCCCGUCCAGGAUGCUAUAAACCCACUGGGUCUCAUCGAGUCCUUUAUUCUGAUUUUAUUUUUAAUUAAAAAAAAGCUCCAUGAUGAUUUUUGCAAACACAGGAAAUCCUCUGAAAACCACCAUCCGAAAGCAGUCGUACCCCAUGACUCCGUCCAGCCCCAGCAGCAGCAGCAACAGCAGCAGCACAGGCCUGGAGCAGCUCAGCAAAACCAACCUGUACAUCCGAGGCCUGCCUCCCGCCACGACAGACCUGGAUCUGGUCAAACUCUGUCACCAGUAUGGAAAGAUUCAGUCUGCAAAGGCCAUCCUCGACAAGACCACCAACAAGUGUAAAGGUUAUGGCUUCGUCGACUUCGACAGCCCAGCUGCUGCUUUAAAGGCCGUACACGCUCUAAAAACCAGCGGCAUCCAGGCCCAGAUGGCCAAGCAGCAGGAGCAGGACCCCACAAACCUUUACCUGUCCAACCUGCCUCUGUCUGUGGACGAGAAGGAGCUGGAGAAGAUGCUGCAGCCGUUCGGUCAGGUGGUCUCCACCCGGAUCCUCAGAGACUACAGCGGGAACAGCCGAGGGGUUGGAUUCGCCAGGAUGGACACGACAGAUCAGUGUAACGCAGUCAUCUCUCAUUUCAACGGGAAAUUCCUCAAGUUAGCUUCUGGAGUUCUUGGGCCAUCUCAGCCUUUGCUGUGCAAGUUUGCAGACAGUCAGAAGAAGAAACACGGUCACGGCGGGUUUGUUCCCAACGGACAAAGAGGGGAUCUCAGACUAGGUUCAAUGACUCUCACAUAUGACCCUUCCUCAGCAGCCAUUCAGACCGGGUAUUAUUCUUCUCCGUAUCCAGUGACCAACAGAAUAAUGACGGUGCAGCCGACAAUGUCUCCGUACAUGUCUCCAGUUUCUGCUUACCAGGUGCAGAGUCAUUCUUGGGUGGCGCACCAACCCUACAUCAUGCAGCACCCGGCUGCUGUGAUGUCUCCCUCUGUGGACCCGUCCAUGCCGGUGCACCCCACGGCCAUGAUCACUCAGCAGAUGGGCCAGCUGCUGCUGGGAAACACCGGAGCGUAUAUUUCUGCCAACCCCAGCGUCCAGGAAGCUUAUAUGCCUCAGUACCCCUCCAUGCAGGCAGCACCUGAAAACAACUCGCUGCAGCAGCAAGUGGAUUCUUCCAACAACUCGUCACCCUACAGUCAACUCAGCAAGUAACACACAGGCCACGUUCCAGCUUUGAAACUCAGAGGGCAGGUGAGAAGCUGCUGAGGACCACAGGGAUCAAAACCUGCCCAGAUCGGACCAGAUACAUGAACUGAUUUUUUGUUUUGUUUUUUGCACAGCCUCAACAUUUGUAGUGGAAAUCAAAGAUAACGUACACAGACUCAAACGGUUGGUCAAAAGAAAAAAGAAAGAAAAGUAGAUUUAUUUUGAUAAGAUGUUCUUCUUUUUCCUCUUUUCCAGUAACUUUCACCCUCCACCCCUACAUUAAAACGCAUGAACACCCCCACCUGCCCCCCUCCACCCGUGACGGUGUUUGUGAUUUUAUUUUAUUUUUUUAUAGCUUCUACGAUUGUGGUACACGACAAACUUGUUUGCACUGAAGUUUUAGGAAUAACUUCAUUUUGGUUUUCAAAGUUGCAUCAAACAAAAGUCGAACUGCACUCGACAGCUUAAAAAACACAUUUCAUUAGGAAUUAAUAAAUUUAUCAUCGGAAACGGUGCCUUUCCAACAAAAACAUCCAACAUUCUUGACAUUUUUUCAUCCAACCUGAUCAGGUAUUCUCCUUCUAGUGAUCAGUUAUGUGUGAAAUCACACUGAGUGUUUCGCUAUCUGCUCAUUUGGUAGCAAUAAUAAGAGUUUCACGGCAAUACUGAGGGAAGAAAAGUGGUGGCAAACUCAGAAUAUGGUUUCCUUAUUUUGUUUUCAAAAGUAUUAAAGACACGAGAGGAGCUGUACUUAAACCAUAUAAAAAUAGAGGGUGUUUUUUUCUCUCUGGUGGUCCGUUCGACCAGUUAUCUACCUCAUGGUUCUGCCGGGGUCGGCUGGCRUUGUCGGGUUUGCAGGUAAAGCCCCCUGUCGCCAGACUGAACCACGCAAACCAAGCAGCCGAGCUCCGGAGCUGGCUAAACUCUGCUGUUUGACUCCCACGUGCAGCCGUUCUCCUCCUGAUCCAAAACAGAAAAUAAAGAAGCUUUUUUUAGUUUGGGUUUUAUUUUGUUUUUGUCUUCGCUUCUGCUCAGACGUUUGGUUUUUCCCACGGCUGCUCCUUGGUCAGGCAGUCGGUUCCUGAUAUUCGGCUUUAAUUUCACCAAAUUAUGGACUGUAAUAUAAUCUGGACGUUACUCCGAUCUAACCGGUAGAAGUUAUGCAAUCAAGUAUCUAAAAAACUGCAAUAUGCUCGUUGGCAAACAAUCACAACAAAAAUGAAUUUUUGAAGAUUUGUACUUAGUGAGGGCCCAACAUGAAAACCAAGUGAGUUCUAUGGUUUCAUUUUUAAAAAAAAAUAAAAAUAUUUCCGAUGAAAGACCUGAACUCUACUACGAAGGAAGGAUAAAGGUGUUUGGUGGCCGUGCCUCGACCCGAUCCAUAGACCUGAAACAAGAACUGCUGAAAAUAGUUUGGGUACUUUCCCAACUAGUUCCUGAAAAAAACAAAAAAAUAUAAAAAAAAUUGUAAAAUGCAAGAAAAAAAAUCCUAAUUGCUUCUUCCUGUUACCUUAUUCUGAUUCUUUACUCUCUUUGAAAUAAAUGAAAAUGUUGCUGAAUAAAAUGCUCUUUUCUUUCUCAAA